CGUCUCUAUGGUGGAGUGGGCGGGACCAGGGAGGAAGAUGGCGGCGCCCGUAGGUGCCGCUGCGUCCCAGGCUCCCGGGGGUCUUCGGUCCCCAGUGUGUCUCUUGGUGUUGGGAAUGGCGGGAUCUGGGAAGACCACCUUUGUACAGAGGCUCACAGGACACCUGCACAGCCAAGGCUCUCCACCUUAUGUGAUCAACCUGGACCCAGCUGUGCAUGAAGUUCCCUUUCCUGCCAAUAUUGAUAUUCGUGACACUGUGAAGUAUAAAGAAGUCAUGAAACAAUAUGGACUUGGGCCCAAUGGUGGCAUAGUGACCUCACUCAAUCUCUUUGCUACCAGAUUCGAUCAGGUGAUGAAAUUUAUUGAGAAAGCCCAGAACAUGUCUAAGUACGUGUUGAUUGACACGCCUGGGCAGAUCGAAGUAUUCACCUGGUCAGCUUCAGGGACAAUCAUCACUGAGGCCCUGGCAUCCUCAUUUCCAACGAUUGUCAUUUAUGUAAUGGACACAUCGAGGAGUACCAACCCAGUGACCUUCAUGUCCAAUAUGCUCUACGCCUGCAGCAUCUUGUAUAAAACCAAGCUUCCUUUCAUUGUGGUUAUGAAUAAAACUGACAUCAUUGAUCACAGCUUUGCAGUGGAGUGGAUGCAAGAUUUUGAGGCUUUCCAAGAUGCCUUGAAUCAGGAGACUACAUACGUCAGUAACCUGACCCGUUCGAUGAGCUUGGUGUUGGAUGAAUUUUACAGCUCACUCAGGGUGGUGGGCGUGUCUGCCGUGCUGGGCACGGGCUUAGAUGAACUCUUCGCGCAAGUCACCAGUGCUGCGGAGGAGUAUGAAAGGGAGUAUCGUCCUGAGUAUGAACGUCUGAAGAAGUCACUGGCCGGUGCGCAGAGCCAGCAGCAGAAAGAACAACUGGAACGCCUUCGGAAGGACAUGGGCUCCAUAGCCUUGGACACGGGAGCUGCUGCUGGCAGCGCCCCUCCUGCGCGGGACCCUUCCGACUUGAUCCUGACGCGGGGAACCCUGGAGGAAGAGGAUGAGGAAGCAGACAGCGACACUGACGACAUUGACCACAGAGUUACCGAGGAAAGCCACGAAGAGCCAGCAUUCCAGAAUUUUAUGCAAGAAUCAAUGGCACAGUACUGGAAGAAAAACAGCAAAUAGUUUCUGGAAGUCCAAAAUUUGGAACUCUGUGGAGGAACUAGCCUUACCUCUGGUCGGGGUUACUAUAAAGAACAGUUCUGUUCAGAAUAGCAGUUUCUUUUAUUAGGGAAAUCUCCUGACUUCGAUGAAGCCCGGAGGAUAAGACAUUUGCACCCGGCGGGUAGAAGCCAGUUCCCCUUGGCCUUUUCCUUGGUUGUUUGCAAGGAAGGGCAUUCCAUUCUUGGAUGCGGGUAUUCCUUCAGGCAUAAAACUUCGUGUUUUCUCAUGUGAACUCAAGUGCUUGCUGCUGACGGGUGGAAUAGGGAACAUACUGUUGUUCACUUCAGAUCUCUGGUGUUAGGCUGGAUCUGCAGCCUCUGUUUCCCCAGCAUCUGGCCCCUGAGCCACGAGCUCCCCUCCUUUUAGCAGAAGGGGACAGGGGACACAGGAGCCUGCCUGUAGAGCGGCAACCAGUCGGUGUUGGUGUGAAGUGUGCCUCAUGCUUGGUAGCUCAUUACAGGGAACCUGGUUUGUUGAAGAAAGUGGGCAAAACAUAUAAAUAAUAAAUAAGAAUCCUGCUUUCAUUGGUGACUUGGAUAGAGUUUUUAAUUUUAACUUUGUUCUAAGCCUGCCUGUCAUACUUUUGAAUAAGAAAUACAUACAAUCACAAAUAGAUUCUCUUCUCUUCAUCAGAGACGUUUAAAGCCACAUGUCCAAACCUCUCAGUAAGGAGAUGUUUACUACAGUUUCCUCUCUCCACACACUAGCAACCAGGUGUAGGGCCAGGCCCUAUUUAUAUUGUGCUUUGAACUUAAUGGAAAGUAUCCUUGGUGAUUCGCUCAGAGGUCAUAGGUGUGGGUCAUAUGGACAUUGCACAUACAGUGACCACAGUGAGGGUUUACCCUGCCUUCAUUCUUCCCAGUACCUUAAAAUGCAGUACCUUUCUCGUAAGGAGUUCUCUCACUGUGUAAUCUGUUCCAGUGGUUCUCCAAGUGUGGUCGCUGCAGCAGAAGCAUAAGCUUCUCCUGGGACAUUGGUAGGAACGGGACACUGAAGACCUGAAUCAGAAAUGGUGGGCCCCGCAGUCUGUUGGGAUCGCUGCUCUAACUCAAACAGCCUGGGACCGGUCCGGGCCAGCUGAACCUUGGCACUCGGUCCUCGUGUGACCUGCUCCAUCAAGAGUACCCUAACUUCCACCAUCUGGUGCCUGUUACCCAAUUCAAACAUUCU
Phyllostomus discolor (pale spear-nosed bat) is the source of this 2371-nucleotide messenger RNA. It is a transcript of the gene GPN1, whose product is annotated as GPN-loop GTPase 1. The coding region runs from base 8 to 1162 and encodes 384 amino acids. NCBI's taxonomy places the organism in Eukaryota, Metazoa, Chordata, Mammalia, Chiroptera, Phyllostomidae. The transcript has 14 exons. The record is from RefSeq and is a predicted model, not a curated record. Gene Ontology annotation, molecular function: ATP hydrolysis activity; GTPase activity.